Corythoichthys intestinalis (scribbled pipefish) is the source of this 5380-nucleotide messenger RNA. It is a transcript of the gene clstn1, whose product is annotated as calsyntenin 1. Lineage: Eukaryota; Metazoa; Chordata; Actinopteri; Syngnathiformes; Syngnathidae. Gene Ontology annotation, cellular component: cell surface; postsynaptic membrane. The transcript has 19 exons. The record is from RefSeq and is a predicted model, not a curated record. The coding region runs from base 196 to 3141 and encodes 981 amino acids. Gene Ontology annotation, molecular function: kinesin binding; amyloid-beta binding; calcium ion binding. Gene Ontology annotation, biological process: positive regulation of synaptic transmission; homophilic cell-cell adhesion; positive regulation of synapse assembly.
GAGAAGCGGCGAAUGAAGGGAUUGCAGACGAGACGGCCAUUUUAGAGCUGCCGUGGACACCGCGCAUUCAUCCACUGCAUUCAUCUUUUUCUCAUUAGAUAAGCCUCCCGCUCUAUUGACCAUAGAAGAACACUGCGAAGAAGAAGUAGAAGAGCGUGUGUGCUUAAGUUAGUCGCGGCUGAACCCGAAGUCGCGAUGCGGUUCCGAAGGAAUAAACUCUUUGCAUCCGCCGUCGGAGUGGUCCUGGCGCUGGCGUGCGCGCUGGAUGCGGCUAAAGUCAAUAAGCACAAGCCCUGGAUCGAGACGACAUACCAUGGUAUCGUGACAGAGAAUGAUGACAAAGUGCUGCUGGACCCCCCUUUAAUUGCGCUGGACAAGGAUGCGCCACUGCGCUACGCAGAGAGUUUUGAGGUGACCCUCACUAAAGAAGGUGAGAUCUGCGGCUUUAGAAUCCAUGGGCAGAAUGUACCUUUCGAAGCUGUGGUCCUGGACAAGUCCAGUGGUGAGGGGAUCAUCCGAGCAAAGGACAAGUUAGACUGUGAGCUCCAGAAGGAACAUACCUUCACCAUCCAAGCAUACGACUGUGGAGAGGGACCUGACGGUGCCAACAUGAAAAAGUCGCACAAGGCCACUGUCCACAUACAAGUGAACGACCUUAAUGAGUACUCACCAGUGUUUAAAGAGAAGUCCUACAAAGCCACUGUCAUCGAGGGAAAGAAAUAUGACAGCAUCUUGAAGGUGGAGGCUGUGGAUGCAGACUGCUCUUUCCAGUUCAGUCAAAUCUGCAACUAUGAGAUUGUCACUCCGGAUGUGCCCUUUACCAUCGACAAAGAUGGUUUCAUCAAGAACACAGAGAAACUAAACUACGGCAGAGAGCAUAUGUAUAAGCUGACUGUGACCGCUUACGACUGUGGAAAGAACCGUGCCUCUGAGGACGUUCUGGUCAAGAUCAGUGUCAAGCCAACUUGCAAACCCAGCUGGCAAGGCUUCAAUAAGAGGAUUGAAUAUGAGCCUGGCACAGGCAGCCUGGCUCUUUUCCCUAGCAUGCACCUGGAGACCUGUGAUGAGCCAAUCACAUCCAUCAGAGCAACAAUUGAACUAGAAACCAAUCAUAUUGGAAAGGGCUGUGACCGUGACACUUACUCCGAGAAGUCCCUGCACAAGCUGUGCGGAGCCAGCUCGGGAACAGUGGAGCUGCUGCCAGCACCCAGCAGCUCUGCCAACUGGACAGUGGGACUACCCACCGAUAAUGGGCACGACAGCGACCAAGUGUUUGAGUUUAACGGCACCCAGGCUGUAAAGAUUCCUGAUGGCUUGGUGAGCACCAGCCUGAAGGAGCCCUUUACCAUCUCUGUGUGGAUGAGACAUGGGCCCGGUGCUCAUGAGAAAGAGACCAUCCUUUGCAACUCCGACAAGACAGACAUGAACAGGCACCACUAUUCACUCUACGUGCACAACUGCAGGCUGAUCCUUCUUCUCCGUCAAGAUCCAUCUGUGGCAGAGAACUACAAACCAGCCGAGUUCCACUGGAAACUCGACCAGGUGUGUGACAAAGACUGGCAUCACUAUGUGUUGAAUGUGGAGUUCCCGACAGUGAUGCUCUUUGUGGACGGAACUACCUUUGAACCCUUUUUGGUCACUGAGGACUACCCGCUGCACGCUUCCAGGAUUGAGACUCAGCUCACCGUCGGUGCUUGCUGGCAAGACAACUCUGGACAUGAAAAUGACACUGAGACAGUCUCUGAGUCUUCCUCAGGCGGAAAUGCACGCAUGGCCCAGUUUUUCCGUGGAAAUCUUGCUGGGCUUAUGAUUCGCUCGGGCAAGCUGGAGAACAAGAAAGUUAUUGACUGUUUGUACACUUGCAAGGAGGGCCUGGACGUGCAGCUGCCCGAAGAAGUAGCCUCUACUGUCAAGGUGGAGUUUAACCCCAAUCAGUCCUCUCUGACUGUCGAGGGAGAUGAUAUUGACGCCUUUGACAAGGUCAUGCAGCACAUAUCCUACUUGAACUCUCGCCAGUUUCCGACACCCGGCAUCAGGCACCUUCGCAUCUCUACUUCUGUCAAAUGCUUCAACGAUGAGUCCUGCGUGACAAUGUCUGAUGCAGAAGGUUAUGUGAUGGUACUGCAGCCCGAGGAGCCGAAGAUUAGCCUGAGUGGCAUUGACCACUUUGCCCGCAGCGCUGCCGAAUUUGAAAGUCAAGAAGGUGUGACACUGUUCCCUGAGCUACGCAUUGUUAGCACCAUCACCCGUGAGGUGGAGGUCGAUGCUGAGUCCGAAGCCACUGAGCGAGUGGACGAUGACCCCACAGUCCAAGAGACAGUGGUGUCCGAAGAGAUCAUGCACAACCUGGACACAUGCGAAGUGACCGUGGUGGGAGAUGAUCUGGAUUCAGAGCACGAGGGUCUGGAGGUGGACAUGGAACAGCUGCAGCAACGCGGCCUUGAAAUGAGCUCCUCCCACCUGGGCCUUGUCAUCACAGGCGUGAACACCAUGGCAAACUAUGAGCAAGUCCUGCACCUCAUCCGUUACAAGAACUGGCACACCGAGGCGCUCUUCGAUAGGAAAUUCAAACUGGUGUGCUCUGAGCUCAACGGGCGCUACAUUAGCAACGACUUCAAGGUCGAGGUGAAUGUAAUCCACACAGCCAGCGCCAUGGAUCACGUGAACAAUGCCAUGGUGCAGCCCAACUUUAUCAACCCUGUGUAUCAGGCAUCAGUGGACCUGUCGGGUCACAACUUAGUCAACGCUCACCAGGCAUCAGUGGUUCCCAGCGCAGCCACCAUCGUCAUCGUAGUCUGUGUCAGUUUCCUGGUCUUCAUGAUCAUUCUCGGCGUGUUCAGGAUCCGGGCCGCACACCAGCGCACCAUGAGGGACCAGGACAACGGCAAGGAAAAUGAGAUGGACUGGGAUGACUCGGCCCUCACUAUCACCGUCAAUCCAAUGGAGACAUACGAAGACCAGCACAGCAGCGAGGAGGAGGAGGAAGAGGAGGAGGAAAGCGAGGACGGGGAGGAGGAAGACGAUAUCACGAGCGCCGAUUCGGAGAGCAGCGAGGAUGACGAGGGCGGCGAGCAGGAAGACCAGCAGGGAGCUAGCAGACAGCAGCAGCUGGAGUGGGACGACUCUACCCUCACCUACUAGAACAACACAUGCACCCACACAAACACAUCACUAAUUUGCACUCACUUAGCUGUUCAUCCUCAUCAAAUCCAUACAAGGAACCGUGACGUUAAAAAAAAACAAAAAAAAUCCCAGUCAAGGUUUCCCUUUUGUCAUCAUAGUGGCGGUACUCAGUGUUGUGUAGUCAUCAGCGCCUUGUUUUAUUUAAUUUAUUAUAUUUGUAUUGACAGGAAAUCUUGGCCAACAUUUCUUUUCCAGUGUGUGAGGAAACCAAUCGUGCACUUUUUAGUUUUCUCUCCCACACAAGGCUUCAGAGUCAUUACUUGAUUAGUUUUUGAAGCUAAAAUUUCCCACUGGUAGACCAGUGACUUGAAUUAAGGCUUGUAGUAACUAGACCAUCGUUUGCUUGUUUUUCUUUGCUUUGCUUUUUAACCUUUUAGUGCAUGAAGAAGUCAUAUAUGUAGAAAGAUCCAUUUCUUUUUAAAAUGUUGUAAAUAUUAAGAAACCAUGUAAUUAGUCAACGUGCUCGUGAAGGCCUCCGCCACAGGGUCCAAUAGCUAAAAUGCUUACUAUUUGUGUCACGCAGGUUGUAGCAUGUCGCUGAAAAUGUGUACAAAAUUGACGGCUUACAUGGAUAAUGUUUUAAGGAAGUUGUUUUUGUUGUUGUUGCGUUUGUUUUUUAUCCGUUUGUAUUCUCUUCUGUGCACAGAGGACACUCAAUUAUCGUUUUGCUUGCACGUCAAUCCGUUUCAUUCCCACUUGGGCUCACUGUCGUACAGACGGGAUGCACAACGUGCAAGUGGACGACGGUUGCUAGGGUGGGCCGUGAGCAGCUUUAAGACAACUUUCCAUCCUCGGCGUUAUUCUCAAAGGAACAGAACGGUUUCAAGUAAAGUGUCUUGUGACGUGAAACAAAUUGGCCACCACGCAGCUGUUUUAACUCAUUGACGGUGAUUGACGUCCAAUCCAUUUAAACUAGGAGGACUGGCAGCGAUCAUACACUGAUUCAAAAGAGUUAAUGCAAACUAAUUUUGAAAUGUUUAAAUAGUCACAAUUUGGUUUUGAACAGGAUAUAUGUGAGGACAAAAUGGUUAAAAAUUUAAGAAAAUUCAUCUUGAUUCUCCUUUCUGACAACACUGUUAUUGCCCGCCCCAAAUGAAACUUUGAUUCACAUUCUAAAUUUCAGAAAUCUAAAGGGUCACUAACUCUGGAAUGAAUCGGAAUGAGUACGUCUGUUCUCCUGCUCCGCUUUAUUUAAAUCGAUUGCUGCAAUUGAAGGACUAUAUCUGAUCACGGACUCAACAUCUCACUUAGCUUUGUAAAAAAGGCAAAGAGCUCGAGAUCGUUAAGUUAGUGAGUCCGAGGAGAAGAAUGAUGCGUUUGCAUGCAAAUACAUUACAAACGUACUGUACACUAAUUUUACAUGGAAAGCCCUCUCCUUGGCGCCCCCUGCAGGCCUGAUGAUGGGAGUGCCUUUUGCUGGUCAGUGCAAUGAGCAGAUGUAACAAAGCCCUGCUUGUAUUAAUGGCAUUUUAAUUUGUUUAUUUGUAACUGUAAGAUGCUCGGUUUCAUACUGAGUUUAAUGAGUCUGGCUAGUUUUGAUUUUACACUCCGUCGAUGUGUACAUGUUGGUGUGUAGCUAAUAUACAGUAGUUUCAUGGUGUAUCUUCUAAAGCUAUUGUACUAAAUCCACCUUUAACCAGAUGUACAGUACCUAAUGACAAAGCUUUGGCAGCUUACGCAAGUAUCCUGUGUGAGUGUGCGCCUUUCAGUUAAAUGGCUUUUUUACCCAUUUUUUUUUGGUCAGGGAAAGAAUCACGUUGAUACAUUUAAAAUGUUUUUGUAUGUGUGUGGGAAGUGUUGGGGGGCGUGCCUGUAUGUGCACCAACAAAUCAGAUUUGUGAUCAGCCCCACAUCACUUGCCCCAAUGAAUGUCUUAGUCAUACACUUCCAGAAAAAAAUUGAUAACACAAUUCUAAUGUCGCAUGAACCACAAGAUUUCAAGACAUUUCAAGAUGUGUGAGACAGGAGUGCAGAGACGUGAUCCACUCAUUCUUCUCUUUUACACAUCUACAACACCCCCUUUUUCUUAUUUUCUGGGCCAUAAUUGAUCAAAAUGUGGAAAUGUUUUGCAAGUUGGUGGUGAAAGGUUCCUUUCUGCUUGUUGGAGCUGCUCUCACUUUUCUACUACCAAUAGACAGGCAAACUGUAGUCAAGUUGAUGCUUGCUCAUGAACAAAAUAAAGGAAAAUGAGAUGGAA